AUGGCGCCCCGUGGAAGAACCGAACAUAUCAGCGAGAAUGCUGCUCGCGGCUACUCUUCAUCGCCAGAUCCUCUUGCCUUGUCUAUACAUGAAAACACGAUAGCAUCAACACGAAAACCACAACACGCACCGCGUGCACGAUCACGAACAAGCUCGCCGAGUAAACAGAAUCGCAGACCGAGCAUGCCCGAAUUUGAGAUAUCUUCACCGGCCAAGUCCAUGGUCAUGAACACACCAAGAAUGGGCGGCGCCAGCCCAUGGCGUAUCAAAGUCACAGUACAGGCUGAGCCUGAAAGUGACGGCGAGAACACCAUGUCGCCCACAGUGAAGAAGGUCACACAUACAAAGACCACAACGAUACCCUUGAAAGAUCACGAUGCGCCCUCACCACUGAAGCGUGGGCGAGGUCGACCCAAGAAGGCAGAUGCAGCUGGCAGCACACCAGCGAAGACAAAGCGAAAGGGCACACCAGUAAAAAGGGCGGCGAUAUCAAAGUCACGGAAUGCAAAUGUAGGGCCGGCGGGGUCGAGUGCGGCAGAUAUCGAUACCGAUGUACCGCCCAAGAGUAAACGAAACCGCCCAAGGAAGGUCGUUCAGCCAGCGACAGAGGACGAGGAGGCGCUGGUAGCCGAUGUACAGGAAGAUGAAGGCGCAAAUCAAGUUGAUGCGACACCCUUGCCUACCGAGCAACCACGAACAGUAGCCUCUCAUCUCGACACGCCACAAGAGACCGAAACGUCGAAACGACUGCACGCACGCAAAGGCACGCCACAUGCAACAAACCCACUAGCGAUCGAAAUCUCAUCAGAUGAGGAGUCAGAUGGAGCCAGCGAUGUCCUCACACCAGCUACUGGAGACGAGGACGAGGCCAGGGAUGAGCAAGUAUCUGUGCACAACCCAACACAAGCCACGGCGAAAGAUGAGGCGGACAUGGACUACGAGGAGCCUUUGCAACAUGAAGUCGAUGACGACGAUGAUGAGGUGGAAGUAGAUAACUUCGCAUUCGACGAAGGAACAACGAGGAUGCCGGACGACUCGACAAUUAUUGAUAGUGAGGGCUUCAGCAUCAUCUCGGUCGACUCGCUGCCUACUAGAUCUAGCCCGCCUAAAGCAGGCGAGAACACGAAUGCCCCGGUCCCGAGUAUUGCUUCGGUCAUGAACCGCGAUUAUCUGGACCCCGCUGCAGUCAGACAACCAGGUCGCGAGCAGGGCGUAGCUUCUAAGUCGUCCCCAAGACCUUCGCGGCUAGUUUCAGUCUCAAAUCGUGUCCAGUCUUCGCCCGCCCUCGCGCAGCCGCGGCACAUAACACCAGCCGUUGACAACGAGGCUCCGUCAGCACCACCCAGUAUUGAGCCUGCUCGUGCUGCUCCUGCCAAUAUCGAAACGCCUAAGAUGGGGCGAGCCUUGACAGCAGGCGUUGCUCUGCAAGGAGUCUUGGAUCCUGCCCGCUUCACACCAGACGCUUCUCAGGAGUUGGCAGCCGAUCGACAUGGAUCUCUGGAUGACCUUUUCCGGGGUUUCAGCGAGAAUUCACGAAAGCAAUUACAGGAUGGGCUUCGUCUAGGCGAACAGCUUGCGCAAAGUCAGGCUGCGAAUGAACCGUCACCGUCUCUCCCGAAACCCAACACAGCACGCACAGAAGCCGCACCAAAGGAGCGGCCCAUCAGGACACAACGGAAAUGGAGGACACGCCUUCUCACACCUGAAGAUGAGCAGAAUAGCGAGCCCGCGGUACCUGUUGCUGAAGAAGCUGAGGUUCAAUAUCCCACAUCGGCCGUUGAAGAGCAAGUAAACCCGUUGCCCAGCCCAACAAGGAGCGAAGACGAAGGCGAAAUGAGUUUUCAGGUCGACAGCAUCGUAGCCAGCGUGAUGGAAGAGGAGGCUGAAGAACCCAAGACUACGGCAGACAAGCAGAAAGGGACUGGCUCUGCGCACAAAGACUGUUCAGACAUUUGGCAAGAGGAGGGCAGCCGAGCCUCCGAUUCUCCAGAGUCUGCUUCGACCGAAGACGCAUCCUCAUCACAGGAGCCAGAUCUGUUCAUCGAAAGCGUGGCCAGCAGACCUGGUCGUGGCAGGUUCCAGCGUCGAAACACACGACAACAACAGAGCCCUUCCUCCAUUCAGCCGAAUCAGCCGGCUCCUACCAGCACCCAUAAGGGCAAAGCAAAGAUUGUAGAGGAAGAAACUAGGCAGACCGAAUCUGAGGAGCGAGACGAUAGCACGGCGAGCGAAGGUAGUGAUGAUACAGGCAUGUUCUUCCAAUCGAAUAUGCCCGCAGUCUACGGCAAGAAGCGUCGUGACCGGAGACAGCCAAAGGGCGACAAACUGGAUCUAUCAUUGUUGUUGCAUGAAGGCGAGAGUUUGCAACCAGAGACAUCGCCCGAAAAGCAGGCAGCUCCUGCACAACCCAACCCCUUCCUCGACACCCCGCCUCGCUUUGCUGGGUUCCCAUGCUCACCAAAGAAGAGCAGUCCUCUCCGUCGCGAGCUUCGUGGUUCGGACAUUACUACGCCCAGCCGCUUACACGAUGAGUCGACACUGCCUCUUGCUCAAAGCUCGCCAUUCCACUCACGCAUCGAGGGAGACAGCAUGCUCUCUACAGCAUCCGACCAGCGUCAAAUCCUUGCUGAGAUGGAAGGCGCGGACGUAACUAGCAACAGCAUUCGCGUCUUACGUGAUGAGGCUGAUGAGUAUCUUGAUGCCUAUACGCCUCAAGAACGGUCAUUGAACGAGAUCGAGGAGGUUACCGAGUACAGCAGGACGCUGCAAGCUGAUUCGAGUAUCAUGCCAUCGAGCCCACCUCAAGCUAGGCGGAAUUUCUUACAGCACGCUGCGUCCUCAUCAUACACGCCGAGUUCUGCGGCUAAAGAGCCUCAGUCUGAUAAUGGCUCAGAAGCCACACCGACUCCACUUGCUCGAGACGCAGCACCGCAACACGACGCAAUCGUCGAGUCCUCCUUCGUAAGCAUCAGCUCAGCCGGUCGCUCUGAUGGUCUUCGUGCAGCAGCACAACUCCAACGCGAGUCCUCCGCCGGCGCCAGAUCUUCGCCACCAACCCGCGCUCAUCCCGUCCUGUCCAAAUUCUGUCCUCUCCCACGCAUCGAGCCGUGGACAAAGACACAUUACAAGACCCUCGACAAGCUACACGCCGCACAUCUAAAGCACCCAGCACUCUUCUGCUCCCUAACAGUUCCGCCCACAACAUUAUCUCGCGCGAAUGCAGCUUUACUCGCCUCGUUUGCAGCUACGACGGAGAAGAACUACGUCGGCGCUCAGGUAUCAGCUUGGGGAUACACCUUCACGAUGACACCUGAGCUCAUCUUGCUGUGUGAAGUGUUCAUGCAUCUCCUUACUUUGAGCUCUAUUGAGGACUAUGAAAGAUUGAGUGGGAGGGAAAUCGAGAUGGGCGAUGUUGGCCCCGGUAGAAACGGGGACAAGAUCUGCAGGGAAGAGGUCAUGAGAAGAUUAUGUACGGUGGUAUUGGGCGAAUACGUUAGAGCGGAUGAGAAGAAGGGGUUCAAGGUCAAGAAGACUGGGGCUUUAAGGAUUAUUGGUGCGGGCGGUGAAGUGCUCUGAAGAUCUAU
This is a messenger RNA of Macroventuria anomochaeta, 3584 nucleotides long. RefSeq lists its product as uncharacterized. NCBI's taxonomy places the organism in Eukaryota, Fungi, Ascomycota, Dothideomycetes, Pleosporales, Didymellaceae. The record is from RefSeq and is a predicted model, not a curated record. The transcript has 3 exons. Bases 1 to 3576 code for a protein of 1191 amino acids.